Molecule: messenger RNA, 12649 nt
Organism: Chrysemys picta bellii (western painted turtle)
Lineage: Eukaryota; Metazoa; Chordata; Testudines; Emydidae
Source: RefSeq, a predicted model, not a curated record
AGUUUAAACUGAAGAAAGUUUCUUCCACCAUAGUCUAAGUUUUGGGUUGGCUUAAAGGCAAGGCUACAUACUUUUGGAAGCUCAGAAAAUAUACUUACUGAUAUGAAACAAAAAGUUCCCUGAGUUUUCUGUGGAAAGAUCAGGACUUUGUCAAGGAGGGAAAAUAUCUUUGAUAAAAUGGAUUUAAAUAGGUGCCCAAGUGCAUCAGUAGAAGAGGAUCAAAGACAAGGGGAUGGGGAGGAUGCUACUGCUGAUGCUGGCAAUUGCGUUGUCAGUGAAGAGCUGGAUCUGGUACAAAUGUAUCUUACCUGUUUACCGGACACCUACAUGAAAGCUAAAUUCACCCUGACAGCAUACCUGGCAUGCUGGUUAGUUCUGAAACUCUGCAAGAGAGCCUGUGAGAAAGGAGACUCUGCUUCUAAAAAGGUGCUCAGAGGAAGUGCCACAAGAGGGACUGCUGGAGUGACAGAAGAGGAGACUACUUCUAAGAAGCCAAAGCACCAUACCCAAGUGCUGAGUCAAUUUCAGACCCCAGAGCCAACUGAAAACUACAUCACUGAAGGAGAGUUUGAAGAUGACCAGAGUUCUUCUGCCCCAAGCACGGUAGAGUUGGAGAUACGUGGGUCAAGCCAGGAAACAGAUGAAGAUUAUUUUGAGACCCAAUCGCAUCAGAGUGAAUCCUUGUCUGACAUAAAGACUGAGCCUUAUGAAAGUGUGUCAGACACAGAGUCUGUUGCCAGUGACAUAAGUGGAGAAACUUGCUUAAGUUCAAACUGCCUUUCUGCUGAAAAAAAAGAACCAUGCCAUACUUUUCCUGAUACCAAUGCAGAAAUACCCCCCCAUAAACUUCAUUGCAUGAGCCAACUGGAGUUGAGUCAAAAGGCACAAUUGGAGUUGUCUUCUGAUUUAAAAGUAGCACCAAGUAAAAGUGAAUUUUGUAUACAGACUACAAAAUCGAGAAGAGAAGAAGAGGCAGGAGAGGAAGAACUAAUAUUAACUAGUGAUCCCUCCAAUACUGGGUCUGGCACUAGUGGAGAGGACACUAUAUCUAAGACAGAGACUAAAUUGGUAGUGGAUGGAUUGCAAGGUGAAGCAAAGUCUGAAAACAAUAAAGUGCAAUCCUGUGCCAGCUCAGAACCAGCUGAAGAUGCUAUUGCAAAGAGUAAAAAAAGUCCAGCAGGAUUAAGCAUUGCUUGUCUGAAAGCAAACUCUGAAAGCUGUUUGACUUUUCCCGAGACUCAGCAAUUUCCUUUGCAGCCAGAUGUAGGAUCAAGCCAUAGUUUGCCUAAUAUUAAUUUUGAAACAAAUAGAACUGACAGUAAAAGAAACUCUGAGACAUUUGAAUUUCACUAUGAACUAGAUUCUAGAUCCAACAUAAAAUGCAGUCAGAGGAACUCAGUUAACAAUGAGGAAACUACAGCUACAAAGACAAGAAACAGAACUCCAGGGGCCACCCUUAAAACGGAUUCACUCUUAUACCAGCCCUGCCUAAAAUCCAAAUUUCAGCUUCCACACAUGAGGCCAGAGAUCAAAGAAAGUAAAACAUGGCACAGUACACCUGAAAACAUAAAUGCCGGGGGCGAGAGAGACUACUUAGGUAACUGCAUUCAGUUUACAGAUAAAUUAAGAUUGUCAUGUUCCAGGAUACAUCUUGAAGGAUUGGGUUUUGAGUACACCUGGAAAAACAUAGAAAGGGUUGGUGGGAGCUCUGAAAAAGCAAUAAAAGUGGAGGGGAAAUUUGGCAUAAAAGGAUCACUCCUUAAUACCUGCCUAGACUCAAAUAACAGUCAGCUAUCUCAUCCAGCGGGCUCCCAGCAAAGUGCUGAAGCUAAUUUGCACACUGAAUCAGAGAAAUGUGGCCUUAACCCAGAAGCAGACAUGUGUGCUGAUGGCUUAUCUUCAGCACAGCUCCAACUGAGAGAUACCUCUGAGUGGGAUUCAAUAGAAAGGGAGACUCCCUCUGCCUUGGCUUCAGAGCCAAUGAGCGUAAAUGCUGAAGGAGAGGUAAGAAAAGCUAAAUGCAAAUCUGAGAGGGGUUUCAAAGCACACGGGUUCUCUCACAGCAUUAACUCUGAAUCCGGCAUCAGUGAGGACCAAGCAUCUUGUCUUGUAGGUGUUUCUGCCAUUGCAGAAAACAAAGGUGAUAACUAUUUAGCAAACUAUGGCCCAGCUGGUAAAACACAGCUGAACAACUUGGAGGAGAGCAGCCCUGAAUCACCAAGUACUGAGGCUUGUGUGGGAGAAAGAGAUUCAGAGGAUUCUUCUGAACUGAAUUUGGGUUGGAAAUCCCUGGAGGCUACACUGAACUCUGGUGGCCAAGACAUUGCAGGAGAGCAGGACGUUUCGAUGCUGCAAAACCUGAAUUGCAAAAACAAUGCCUUACAGGGUCACUCUGAGCUUGUAACAACAAAUGGACAUCUCGCUGAUGCAGGAAAAAAGGAUGAGAAUGAUGGUGUUGAUGCCUGUUCUGUUGAAAUAGCUACCAAACCACAUUACAUGCACCAGGGGAAAAAAUUGAUGAAGCUCUCAGAGUUAAAACCUGCUCUGAUUAUAAUAUCUGUGGAGGAGAAGGGCUUGCAGUCCAAGAUGCUGAAUGAUGACCGUCCUGCUGGAAUAAUAACUGGAACGUUAGGAGAACUAGCCAAUGAGGAUUUGGGGUCUCAUCCCGUUGCCAGAAAAGAACCCGAUGAAUCACAGAGAGAUCUGAAUGCAUAUUCCAGCCUUGAAGAGCAAACUCUGCCCAUACAGCCCAUCUCUGGCAAUGAAGAGGUGACCGCUGCUGGGAGCACAGGGCAAGAAGAAUCAGAAAUUGUGCAGCAGCAAGUAGAGAGAACAGAUCCAGAUUUGUCUUUAAAACUCAGCUGCAGUGGCUUCCCGGUAACCACUAUAAAAAAUGAAUCCAGUGGGGCUAAUUUACACUUGGAAGAUGUUACCAUUCCCUCGAAAGAAAAGGCAGAUGCAUGCAUUGGAGCACAUUUGAAAUCACCUGGCAUAAUUAUUGGGGGAAUCUGUCCGGUAGAGCCCUGCAGAACUAAUGCUGGGGUGCAGUCAGAAACAGAGCUGCUAAAAAAAUCACUCUUUGAAACAAGAGACAGCAAAGUGACUGAGGAAAAUGAGUUCAAUAUAAGUCAAGGCCUAGAGCAAGAUAUAUGUGGAACUAGCGCAACAGCACUGGAAAAGAACAGGAUUAGUGGCCUGUGUCAGGGAGAUGGUGCUUAUGGUGACACCUUCGGGAGCAUCAUCUCUUGCGUACACAGGCUAGAAAAGAAAGAAACUGAAAGCUGUAAUAUUUCAAAGGAACAAAUAGGCAUUAGUGAAGAUUCUCCCAGCAGAGAACUAAAGCUGGGCUCUACUGUGGAGGAGCUGGCGAGCCUUAGCAAAGACAAUGAACAGAAUCCAAAUGAGACCGAUGCUUUUAACUGUAUAGUGAAAACGGAGAGCCAAGAGGCCUCUGCCCUGGGUCUAGAUAAUGUAAGCACUAGCAGUGCUAACAGUGAGGAGAUGGAUGAGAAUUCGUUCCAUUUCUUGGGGAGUAACAGCAGUCUCUAUAAGGCUGUGCAGAAGCAGACCAAGACUGGGAAACCUUCCAAGUUUUUAGUGUUCUCAAAAAUAGCAUCUUUCAAGAAAACCAAGACAGCGGCUGCUGAAAACCAAGGUAGCAGCAGCUUCUUUGGCAGCAAAACAAAGACAGAAGAACUUGAUGCUGGGAAAGAGGAUGACGACACAGAAAGCUUGCAGUCUUUUAAAAGCAGUUCACCCAGUUCUGCCUUCCAAAGAAAGGAAAGCUACACCUCUGAAUAUUCUGAUGAUGACGACUUAUUUUAUGAAAGACCUGCUGGAUUGUUCAGCAGAAUCAGCCUGAGGAAGGCUUCUGGCUCUGGUCGGAUACUGAUGGACAACAUAGACACACAUUCUACUUCCCCCGCGUUGAAUGUCAAACACUCUGAAGCACGAGUCUUAGAAUCAGUUGAAAAUAAUGACAGUGAAGUGCCACAGUAUUCUGGGGUGAGGAAAUCCCUGAGUGAGAAUGAGUAUAAAAGAAACAAAAACCCAGAGAGUAAAAAAUUCAGGACAAGACUGGCCUUGGCGCAUAAAUCCUUCUCAAGUUUCUUUGAAUCCAAAUCCCUGGAAAAGGAAAAUCCUGAACAGAGUCCCAAAGGAUCAUUGAAACAUGAAAAGGAGAAAGCCAAGCUUCGCCAAAGCUCCUGGAAAGCAUUUCUGAAAAGCAGGGAGGCUGAUGGACUGAAAAAGCCAACCUUAGCAAGUUUAUCACCAUCACAGGAGAGUCUUAAAACAACCCGGGGCCACCAGCAAGGUCCUGGUAAUGUUACAAGAAGAACAUCCACAGAGAAGCAGGAGAGCUCUAAUGGACAAGCAUAUUUGAGCUCAUAUGAGUUUAAUGCCACCUCCACGGAUGCCAACCAUUCUGACACCUCUGUGGAAUCCAUUGAGGUCUCUACACCUAUAGAUAUGAGAAGAAAAAGAGUACUAUCCUAUGAUCUGACUAUCAAAUGUCCAGAAUACCCAGACUAUGCUGAGCAGCAGGAAACAAUGGUCAACAGUUCAGAUACUUCUGAGGAAUACUGGCUGAGAUCUCCCUUUAGCCCCAGUGACCUGCAAUCACCGUUUACUCACCUAAGCCCCUCUUGCCCCCAGCUAUCGACAUAUGAAGGUAAAGACAUGCCCUGUCGUCCCAUGAGCCCUAAACCACAAAGUCCAAGACCUGGCUCUCAACGUAAGAGUUUCCGUUAUCCCGGGAGAAUAAGUGCCACUUCCAUGAUUUCUCUUGGGAACAGCUCUGCUAUCGACAGCAAUUUAGAGGCACCCGAGAGGCCAAAGACACUGAAGCCCAGGGGUACUCUCUUGCUUUCUGUGCACUCAUUGGACAAUGAAUACCUGAGAGAAGACAGUGGGAUAAGCAGCCAGUCACAGAUCAGCUUAAACACUGCUUCUUCAGUUAGCGAUAUACUCAGAGAUGAGGAUCCCCAACAGCAAAGUCAAACGCCACCUGAAAAGAGGCCCAGUGAGAAAUGGGUUCUGCAUCGCAAAAAGAAGUCCCCUCAGAUCAUGCUGUCCCCACGGCCAUUCUCCAGCAUUGAGAGCAAAGUCUGGAUGCUCCCCUUCCUCACCCCAGAUGGAAAAGCCAAGAAGACGUCGCAGAGGAAGAGACUCAAACCCCUGUACAAGCGCUUCAGCUGUGACGACAUGUGGCUGGAGAGGUAUCGGAAAAGGAAUCUAGAGAAGGAGACGCAGUCGGAGAGAGAGAUUCAAUUGAGGAACCUCCCAGAGGACCAGUUAAAAGCUAGAAUGAGUCUGUCCAUAACUUCUCCAGUUGCCUUUGAGAUUCUUCCCCUGAAGUUGCAUCCAUUUUCCCAGAGCACCCCAACAGGCUUAGACUGCGUGGGCUGGAGACGGCGUAUCUCAUUUCCUGCACAGCAGAGCCCUUGGCUCUCACUUUUACCUGUCUGCAUGAGGACCCAGCAAUGCCCCAGCGAGUCCAGUGGGGCACACAGUGGAGAAAAUUGCAGUAGCAGUGGAAGCUCUGGGCUCUCUCCGGGUUCAGAUUCGGACAGCAGCGGGAUAGUGUGCGGUGGUGGUGGGAUGAGAGGCGUACUGUCAAGAUACUGGAGUCUGGAGAGUCUCCAUUCAGCUACAGUGAUCACUGAUGGGGCGCUGGAUAAGACAGCUCUUGCAGAUGAUGUGGGAAGCGAGGAGGAUCUGUAUGAGGACUUUCGGAGUUCCAAUCACCGCUAUGGCCAUCCUGGAGGAGGAGGAGAACAACUUGCCAUCAAUGAGCUCAUCAGCGAUGGCAGCGUGGUGUACGCAGAAGCCCUCUGGGAUCAUGUCACGAUGGAUGACCAAGAGCUGGGAUUCAAGGCUGGCGAUGUCAUCGAAGUGAUGGAUGCUACCAACAAGGAGUGGUGGUGGGGGAGGAUCCUGGACAGCGAAGGCUGGUUUCCAGCCAGCUUUGUACGGCUCCGAGUGAACCAAGAUGAACCCAUGGAAGACUAUCCUAUGAAGGCAGAGGACGGCAAAGAGGAGGAUGCCAGCACCGCCGCCCGGCGUUAUGGAGUGGGGCAGACCAGCAAGGACCAAAUGAGGACCAAUGUUAUCAACGAGAUCAUAAGCACAGAGAGAGACUACAUCAAACACCUGAAGGACAUCUGUGAGGGUUACAUUAAGCAGUGCCGCAAGAGGGCUGACAUGUUUACAGAAGAACAGCUGAAGACAAUCUUUGGGAACAUCGAAGACAUUUACAAAUGCCAGAAAAAAUUUGUAAAAGCGCUGGAGAAGAAAUUCAACAAAGACCAUCCACACUUGAGUGAGGUCGGCUCCUGCUUCCUAGAAUAUCAAACAGAGUUCCAGAUUUACUCCGAGUACUGCAACAACCACCCCAACGCCUGCGUGGAGCUGUCCCGACUCACCAAAGUCAACAAGUAUGUCUACUUCUUUGAAGCGUGCCGCCUGCUUCAGAAGAUGAUCGACAUCUCUCUGGAUGGGUUUCUGCUGACUCCAGUGCAGAAAAUCUGCAAGUAUCCACUGCAGCUCGCUGAACUACUCAAAUAUACCAACCCCCAGCACAGGGAUUUUAAAGAUGUUGAAGCUGCCUUAAAUGCCAUGAAGAACGUUGCUCGACUGAUCAAUGAGAGAAAAAGGAGGCUGGAGAACAUAGACAAAAUUGCCCAGUGGCAGAGUUCCAUAGAGGACUGGGAGGGUGAAGACGUCCUAGUCAGAAGCUCGGAACUCAUCUAUUCUGGGGAAUUAACCAAAAUCUCCCAGCCUCAAGCGAAGAGCCAACAGAGAAUGUUCUUCCUCUUUGAUCACCAGCUGGUCUGCUGUAAGAAGGAUCUCCUGCGCCGGGACAUCCUCUAUUAUAAGAGUCGGAUCAACAUGGAUGACAUGGAAAUAGUGGACGUGGAGGAUGGGAAGGAUAAGGACUUCAAUAUCAGUGUUAAAAAUGCAUUCAAGCUGCUCUGCAGGGACCCUGAGGAAGUCCACUUAUUCUGUGCAAAAAAGCCUGAACAGAAACAGCGCUGGCUCAAGGCAUUCGAGAAUGAAAGGAAACAGGUUCAGCUUGACCAGGAAACUGGUUUUUCAAUCACAGAGGUGCAGAAGAAGCAGGCGAUGCUGAAUGCCAACAAACAGCACCACACCGGAAAGCCUAAGGCUGUCACCAGGCCCUACUAUGACUUUCUGAUGCGUCAGAAGCAUCCUUCUCUGCCUACCAACCUCCCCCAGCAGCAAGUCUUCAUGCUGGCAGAGCCCAAGCGCAAGCCCUCGAACUUCUGGCAGAACAUCAGCAGGCUGACACCCUUUCGGAAGUGAGGGGCAGCUCCCUAUUGUGCCUGAAUCCCUACUGAGAAAGCACUUUAGCCAUCUGUUCCAGCUGACGGACCCCCAGCUCCUCCAUCCCUCUGUUUGCAAAGGAUGGCGCAUGCUCCUUCCUUCCCUAUUUAUUCUGCAGACUGACUGUACUUGAAUGGGUCCAAAGUGGAACACUGUGUUGCGUGUUUUUGUGCCAGUCAAAGUGAGCCAGCCCUGCACAACACUCGGGAGCCAUACAAACCCCCAGGAAGAGAUCACGACAGGAUGGAGCCUGAACUGUUUUUCAUCUUACCCUUGUUGUCAGCUGCAUCUUGAACCAAUCCUCCCAGCUGUGAACAUUAUUGCUGUCUGACAACUGCCAGAGAGACUCUAGCCUUCAGCCAACUUGGCUGCCCAUGCAGAGAUGGCAGUUUGUCCAUUCCAACACCAGCCUGCUUGGUGUCUACUGAGCAUGCUCAGAACCAUGGUUCAUUGUUGCUGAUGUGAUGCACUUUUGGGGGGACUAAACCCUUCCUUUUACUGCCCCAAUUCCCGAGUUCAUCUUCAAAGAAAUGAUCUUACUACACGUUUAACAGACUGAUUAGCCUUUAUUGGCACUCAGAGAAGGCAACAAUGAUAUUGCUGUGCCCUUUUUCUUUUCCUUAGGUCAACACACCGCCGAACCAUAGUCCAUUAAAUGGUGCCAAUCAAACCCACAGCAUGAGUGAAGUACAUGCAUCUUGCAACCUAGUUGAUUUUCUUUGAGUUAUGUAAAAAAAAAAAGAGUUAGGAAAAAAAUGUGCCUAAAAUAAAUACUGUUGUCAGCUCCUUAGACUCUUCCCACUGUCACUCUGCCAUAUUUCCUGGCCAAUGAAAAUGUUAAACGUUUGUAAUGUGUUUAUUUAUGGCAAAUACAGAACUGUGUAUUUUGUAAGUUUGUAAUCAGUCCUGUCAGAUGUUGUUAACUUGAUGCCUGUUCGUCUGUCUUUCUUUUUUUUGUUAACAAAAAACAAAGGCCAACAUCUGCAAACUUAAUUCCCUUAAGUUAAGGUCCUAACUCCACAGUUGAGCUCCUUCGUUCAAAAUGGAUGGAUUUUUCCAAACCAGAGAACACGUACACCCCCCCCCCCAUAUUGAGGUGUAUUCCAGGUCACCUGCACCUUUGAAAAAAGAAAUCAGGCCAUUUAUAAGGUGCCUAAAUGUGGAAUUAAGAGCUUAGCGGUAGGCACGCAGGUUUGUAAAUUGUGGCCAAAAAGAAUUCAUUUAAUCCUCGGUUAGUAAAAGGAAAGAUUUGCCUUACAAUAGUGAAAGAGUUAGAAGCCAUAAGGACUGAAUUCCAUAGCUUAGAAGAAGUUGCGGCUGGUUGGAAGGAAAACACCCAUUCGUUCCAGCGUGUUGCUAUUGUGAGUAAGCACUAACUGUCUGCAAAGCUCAGAGUUCCAAUGUUUGCUGAUACUGUAGCUGACUGAAGUCUGGUUAUCCAGGGAUAUCUGAAUUCAGUAGCAUGUACAAAGUCAUUCUUGCACUAUAUCUUUCCCCUCGCCAGGGGCUACAUUUAAUUUCAUAAAGAAACUUGUAAAAGUGACUUACAGCCAGUGUUUGUGUCUUACACGUACAUGUCUGUCGGUGUGGUCCUCGUUCGGCCUCCUCACAAUCCUAGCUGCUUCUUUUCCUUGCUACAUAGGUGGCCAUGUGUCACUAGAGACCACUCUGGAAGUGGCAUCUUUCAAAGUCCUCCUGGGGAUGGCAUAUCUGUCGAGAGAUACAGAGGAACCUGGAAAUAUGCUAGUCAGUUGGAAUUGAGUGCUCAAGGCUGCCAGUGGAAUUAAAGGCCAGCUUCCAAAUUCCUGUCCUAUCCCUUGACAGGUUACAGCACUGAAUUUCCUGACAUCAGCCGGGCACUUCAAAGCAAGUGCAUCGUUCAUGAUGGACCAUUUCCCAUCGAUACAUUGUAUUUAAAUAAGCUGCAGUGGAUGCCUGAGCCCUGGAUUUCUGUUUUGCCUCUCACUCCUGUGAGGAGAGAGAUGGGAACGCCGUUCCAAGAUGUAAAAAAUUGCCGGAGAGAACUUAUAUGUAGCCAUGCAGCAGCUGUAUAGCCCAGUACAGAGACUGUCAUGGGGUGUGGCCUUUCCGUGAACUUGCUGCAAAGGUCACCACCCUUUGUAACUGCAGACACAUGCCCAAUUUCCUCAGGCCUAGGAGACCCCUAUUUUGCAAUCCUCUCUGUGAAUGUUGAACUUUUCAGCUGAAGGACAAAUCUCUGCACAAGGUAAUUUUUUCAAGUUAUGGGGAAAGUGUAAGGUUUAAAUUCCAUGACGGAGCCAAAUUUCAAAAGAGUCCUCAAAAUUGGUCUUCUGAUUGUCUGGGCAACACUGCAUCAAUUGCAGGAGCAUAGUCUGUCACUUCUGCAAAUGCAUCUUCGACUACGGGUAAACAGGUCCCUUAGAAAACUUUACUAUAUUCAGAAUAACAUCCUCUGAAGACUAUUGGUGUGAACAAACAUUCCUUUUAAUACUUGUUUGCAGUGUUGCCAUAGCCGUGUUGGACCCAGGCUGUGAGACACACAAGGUAGGUGAGGUAAUAGCUUUUAUUGGACCUAACUUGAUUAUGACACUUUGGUUACCUUCUCCAGACCUGAGGAAGAACUCUGUGAAGCUCAAAAACGUGUCUCUUCCACCAAAAGAAGUUGGUACAAUGAGAUGUUACACCUCACCCACUUCGUCUCAUUUCUUUUAAUAAUCAGCUAGCCUAAGUGUACAGCAGGAAAUAUUUCAUUUACUAAUGCUUUGGCCUUUUGCUUCUCUUGGUUGCAAUACCUGAUGAUAGUCUUCCUGCUGGUUUCCUCUUGCCCAUCCAACUCUGUACUCCGACUCGCUAUGGGAAUCAGAACUAAGCUAGCUACAGCCACGUCCUAACACCAGGGCUGACUAGUUGGAGCACGUAUGGUUUCACUGGCCACGAGUGGACAUGGAUUUUUUCCUCAGCCAACCACUCUACUAGAACCCAGGCAUAGACUUGGCCCCUUAACAAAGACUUGCUAAGAAGAAAUGUCUAUGCCAGCAGUUAGAGACCUACGAAUGGAUCUACCACUGGCCCGACUUUGUUCAGAGUAGGCCUAGAUGGCAUACUGAUGAAAACACCUGCAGCAGCUGCUGCUGUUGAAUGCUCAAGGCUAGUAUGGUUUUUACUGAGCCUGUCUCUACAUAAGCCAAAAUCUGAAGCGUUAUUCACUACUACUAACUUGCCCUAGGGACAUCUAAUGUGAUCCUGCCUUGGGCUUUUAAGUACAUAGUAGACUGUAAACAUGCAUGCCAAGGCCCUGUCUACGUUACGCCCUGUCUACAUUUUCUAAUCAUGCCCCACUGUUGCUUAUACAGGUGCCCCUGAGUUAGCAACCUAGGAAGCGCUCAUGUAGCUGGGCUGCUGCACAGUUGUUUUUUUAAAGCGUGUCCUGAGUAGGUCUAACGACCAUGGUACUAAACACCAACAGCAGCCUAACACCAAUCAGACCUGUUCAGCGCUGGCUUACCUGAGAUUGUGUUAAAACCUGCAGCCAUCACACUAGGGCCCCUAACGUUGCUAACACUGGUGGAGCUGAAGAAGCAUUAGCAAUGGUAUUUUCAGUGAAUGCUCCCACAGGGCCUCAGGAUCUAUGACUGGCAUGAUUACAAACCUUGUUAAGAAGUUGGGCUAGGUUGUAUCUGCUCUAAACCCUCCAUCAUUGCUACCACUGCUAGAGGUGAAUUAUGUAGACCCCCCAGACUACUACAGCCACUUUCGAAAUUGGCUUUCAACAUGAUCACAAGUCCCUGUAGGGUGGGGGCCUGAAAAUGUGACUUCAGCCUAACAUUUUGACCCACUCAUCAUUCGCCUUGGUAACAAUCCAUUCCUCUGGGGUUAGUGCAGUAAAUGUUCUGCCUGAUGCUUUAUCACAGCAGUAACCAUGUUAGUGCUGCACCGGGCUUCAUCUUUGAAUACAAGCUUGCAAUGGAUGUCACAUGAGUCAUCGUUCCCCACACACGUACUGCCUUUGGGGUUCACGUGGCUAGGGAACUGAAUCACAUUUUAGCAAUGGAAUUACUUACAGAAAUCAGGAUUGUAGAAAAGGGUCCUUUAUCCACCAAUUAGAAGAGGAUUCACGCUGAUCUCCCAGUGUCCUAGUUCAUUUAACUGAGCUGAUGGUGAUUUCCUGCCUUGAAGCAUCCUUCCGGCAUUCAGGUUGCCACACUUCACUCCACAAGAUUAUCACAGUCAGAGCUGGAUUGUGUUGCAGAAACAUUCAGCUUGACAGAAGGCACUGUUCUUUUUCUGUUUACCCUUCAUGUCUGCAUCUCUUCUCCUUUCCCCCUACCUCCCGCAAUAUGUCUGUUUUGAUUGGCCAGGAAGAAAAUAGGUUGGCAUGUAAGUGAUGAUUUUCUGACCGUGACUGUUUCAUGAUAUAUAGUCUGGGGAGCUGGUUUGUCCUGGUUUUAAACUCAGUUUUAAUUUCUAAAGCCAAUCAGCCUUGGGAUGUAGGCCAACUUCGUACACUGGUAUAAAUUGCGGUAAUUCCACUGAAGUAUAGAACCAGUCUAAGGGAGAGAAGGAGUCUUGAAAAACCAAUUUUUUAAGUGACUUGCUGUCCUAUUGUCCUCAUAGACAUAAUCUGCAGAGUUUAACUGUUUUACUAGUCUUGGUUCACACCUAGUUAGCGCACACUACAACUAUUUGUGAAGAGAAUCCUUUUCUAGACAUCUCUUUUCUAAUAGGUGCCAAGAUAGAUUAGUGCCGCCAAAUGAUGUCCCUUUUUAUGUAUUGUAUUGAGUACUUGUAAUUUAUUUCUGGUAGAGAGGGGUGUUCUGCUUAAAUGUUUGCUGUCAUUGGUAAUAUUUAAAAGUUCCUUCAGCUGUAAUUUUGGCCUUGUAAGAAACAUCAGAGCCUAGAGGCUGACCUCAGUUUAAGCCUAGCAUUAAGGAUACAUAUUGGUCACAUUGAAGAAAACGGGAGUUUUGCCGUUGAGUAGAAUCAGGGUUUAGCUCUAUAUUCAGUGGAGUUCCAGGAUUGACAGUUGUAUGAUCGAGACAAGGAUCUGACUCAUUUUUUUCCAAGAUUUCUUUCCAUGCACCAACAUGUGUAUAUACGAUAUAGCAAAUUCAUAUAGCAGCUAAUGGAUAGAAACCAGUUUACGUGGACAGAAUUUUAACAAGUAAUUGUCAUCCCUUGUCUUAUUUUAUAUCCCGUAAUAAUUCAGUGUUCUCUAAUCAUACAAGACCUAUUCCUUCAUGAAUGGACCAUUGUGUUAUCAGAUACCUGUGUAUUAAAUAGACUGGUUUGCUAUGAUUAAAGUCAGAAAUUUUCUCCUGCA